CAGUGCCCAGCAGCGAGGUGCUCGUGCAGUUGUCAGGGCGCUCUCGCACCGUGAGCACCUCAAAUAUCACUGUCUGUACAUCCAAAUACCGUCAAUAUAUUCGGUGCCGGCUUAUUAUCCACCAGUUACUUAAAAUGCCACCGAUUAUUUUAGAAGCGACGUGAUUUUGUGAAUACCAUUAUUUAUUUUUAUUCUGUGAUUUAUUAUUUAUUACUUUUAUUUGUUGCUUUGUAGAACUUGGUGAAGUGUCAAGUUUGUUUUUAUUAUUAUUAUUUGAAUAUAUAUUGUGAUAGGUGAGCAAGAACUUAUGAGACACAAACUAGUGAGAAUGCAACAGAACAAGGACGCACAGAAUCCAGCUUCAAGCGCGGAUUUGCGCGAGGCCGAGUCUUCAACCGAGGGCUUGGACUCGACUUUGCCCAAUUUCACUCUGCAAAACGUCGCGUUGUCGCUUCAAGGCGCCCUUCUGGCAACGUUACAACGCGCUGCCUUAUUUCCCCCAGGUGCUGUGGCCGCGGCCCUCAAUCUCCAAGCACUCGAGACCUACCUGACGCUCCAUAGACUCCAGGUGACUUCGGCCACAGUUCCAGCAAACUACUCGCCAACCCGGCUGUCAUUCAAUUCAAGCCUACUUUCAUCUCCAACGUCAACGUCAGCGUCGGCAUCAUCAUCGACUUCAUCAACAUCCAUAUCAACGUCGACGUCCACAUCGACCUCAACAUCAACCUCAACUGCGAAAGCAGAUCUUGACGUUCUUCAGACGACUCUAGACGACGACGAGGUCUCGCACCUGGACUUCGUUGCCGAUCCCGAAGACUUGGCCCUUCUCGAAGAAGACGAAGCCUUUCGUGAUAAUCUAGAGUCGUCGAUCCACCAAGAUGUUUUGCUGCAACGGAUCGCAGAGACAACAUUACCCGCGCCGUCGCUUUCCAGCUCCGCUGGAGGCAUUUCAUCCUCAGUACCAGCAACUUCAACCAGUGAUUCAACCCUUCCUCGCAACUGCAGGAGCUCGCGCCCAAAAAAACAGUUCAUCUGCAAAUUUUGCAAUAGACAGUUUACUAAAAGUUACAAUUUGUUGAUACACGAGCGGACCCACACUGACGAACGGCCUUACUCUUGUGAUAUUUGUGGCAAAGCUUUCCGACGGCAAGAUCAUUUGAGAGACCACAGGUAUAUCCAUAGUAAAGAGAAACCAUUCAAGUGCGCAGAAUGCGGAAAAGGAUUCUGCCAAAGCCGUACCCUGGCGGUCCACAAGAUUCUUCACAUGGAAGAGUCGCCACACAAGUGCCCGGUCUGCGCGCGCAGUUUCAAUCAGAGGAGCAACUUGAAGACGCACUUAUUGACCCACACUGACAUAAAACCCUAUCAUUGCGCCUCGUGUGGAAAAGUUUUCCGGCGCAACUGUGACCUGCGCAGGCACUCGCUGACCCAUAAUUUGGGAGUCCCGGGCCUUGGGCCCAAUUCCGUUCUUCAGGAGACUUCUUAGUUUCCGGGUGGGUCCUAUGUACAUAUAUUGGGACUACUGCUUAAAGACUUACUCUGUGAUCUCUGCGUCGUCAA
Molecule: messenger RNA, 1560 nt
Organism: Microplitis demolitor
Lineage: Eukaryota; Metazoa; Arthropoda; Insecta; Hymenoptera; Braconidae
Product: protein sister of odd and bowel
Exons: 2
Coding region: 308-1486 (392 amino acids)
Biological process (GO): regulation of transcription by RNA polymerase II; embryo development; embryonic hindgut morphogenesis
Cellular component (GO): nucleus
Molecular function (GO): DNA-binding transcription factor activity, RNA polymerase II-specific; RNA polymerase II transcription regulatory region sequence-specific DNA binding
Source: RefSeq, a predicted model, not a curated record